AUGACCAUGUGCAUUAGGGACCCCGUGUCUCGGACACGGCUGAAUCUGCAGGUCUCCAUGGCUGAGUGCCUAGGCAGUGCUUCCCACGGGAUUGCCCAGGUGCGGCAGAGCCACCAGAGCCCGGCAGAAGGACCGGAAUCCCUGGGCAGCGGUUGGUCCUCAGAUUCCCCCUGGACAGUGUUUCUGCCUAGGGAAGGAGGACAGGCCUGCUUUUUAUUUGGACAUCUGCCAAUCUUGUGGAAAAUGCUGAGGAAAGAGGAGUUUGUGCAUGAUCUUUUCCUGGAGUGGGCAGAGAAAUAUGGACCUGUUGUACGGGUUAAUGCCUUUCAUAGAGUCUCAGUAAUGGUUCUGAGUCCUGAAGGAGUGAAGGAGUUCUUGAUGUCACCACAGUACCCAAAGGAUCGGCUGGUGUACAGUCGUGUCUUCAACAUAUUUGGUGAGAGGUUUCUAGGGAAUGGCUUGGUAACUGUGUGCAACCAUGAGCAUUGGCACAAGCAGCGGAAGAUAAUGGAUCCAGCUUUCAGCCGAACCUACCUGAUUGGUCUGAUGGACACUUUUAAUGAAAAAGCAGAGGAGCUGAUGGAGAAGCUAGAGGAAAAGGCAGAUGGAAAAAAAGAGUUUAGCAUGCUGACGAUGAUGAAUCGGGUGACAUUGGAUGUCAUUGCAAAGACGGCUUUUGGCUUGGAAUUAAACGCGCUGAGCAAUGACCAGACGCCUUUCCCGCACGCUGUGACCAUGGUUUUGGAGGGAAUGACCAAGGCGCGCAUCCCCCUCAUGCAGUACAUUCCAGGGAAACGGAAGCUGGUAAAGGAGGUCAGGGAGAGUGUGAGGCUGCUGCGGCGUGUGGGGAAGGAGUGCAUUGACCAGAGGAGAGAGGCCAUCCAGAACGGGAAGGAAGCCACGCUGGAUAUUCUUAUGCAGAUACUGAAAGGAGAUGCUCUGGAGGAAACUAAAGACGAUGAGAGCAUUUUGGACAACAUUAUCACUUUCUUUGUUGCGGGUCAUGAAACCACUGCCAAUCAGUUGUCAUUUACAGUAAUGGCACUGGCUCAGCAUCCUGAAAUACUGGGAAGGCUUCAGGCCGAAGUGGAUGAAGUUCUUGGUGCCAAGAGAGACAUUGACUAUGAGGAUCUUAGCAAACUCACCUACUUAUCGCAGGUCUUGAAGGAAUCGCUGCGGCUGUACCCGCCUGUCCCAGGGACGGUACGCUGGCUGGAGAAGGAGCACGUCAUCAACGACGUCAGGAUUCCUGCAAACACAACGCUCGUUUUCAGCACUUACAUAAUGGGAAGGAUGGAAAAGUAUUUCAAGGAUCCACUCACUUUCAAUCCAGACCGAUUUAGCAAAGAUGCACCUAAGCCGUAUUACUGCUAUUUUCCGUUCUCGCUGGGACCCCGAUCCUGCAUCGGGCAGGUGUUUGCACAGAUGGAGGCAAAAGUGGUGAUGGCAAAAUUGCUGCAGAGGUUUGAAUUCCAGCUGGUGCCAGGGCAGAGUUUGAAGCUGUUGGAUUCCGGAACCUUGAGGCCACUAGAUGGAGUGAUGUGUAAAUUAAAGCCCAGGAGCCCUGCAAGAGCCUGCCAGGCGUGACUGCUCGCGAAAGGAGCAUGACGUGGUAGUGGUAGCGUUUCUUCCGAUUUUGAAGAUCUUCAUACUAAUCAAAGGUUAAAUUUUUCAGGCCCCUUUAGAGGAUUAUUAGACUGCAAUUUUUCCUAGGCUUCCUCAUCAUUUACAGCAGAAAACCUUAGGAGAGUCA
This is a messenger RNA of Opisthocomus hoazin, 1753 nucleotides long. Lineage: Eukaryota; Metazoa; Chordata; Aves; Opisthocomiformes; Opisthocomidae. The record is from RefSeq and is a predicted model, not a curated record.